AUGACAGCAGUUAAAAUAUAUGGAAUUACUAUCUAUAUACAUGAUAAUAAUUCUGAAAAUAUUUAUCAAACAGAAGAACAUUGUCCAAUUUCUACAGAAGAAGAAGAUGAAAAAUAUGAAGAAGAUGUUAGUUUAGAAGUCAAUUAUAUUCCAAAAUUCAAAACUAUAUGUUCAUUCAAUGUUACAAUUAGAGAAAUAGAAUCUGAUGGCAACUGUUAUUUUAGAGCAUUAAGUGAUCAGAUAUCUGGUUCCGAGGAAGGAUAUAUUAUUUUACGAAUACUUAUUCUUGAUUUUAUAUCGGAUAAUCGUGAAGUUUUUGAAUCAUGUAUUGAUGAUGAAUAUUUUUCAUCAUGGGAAGAUUUUAUUUAUAAAAUGCGUCAAGGUGGUACAUUUGCUGAUGGAAUCGUAGUUGUUGCUUCAGCUAUGUUAUUGCGUAGACGAAUUAUCAUUCAUCAACAUGAAGAACGUCCAGUAUUAUUUAAACCUUUAUUUUCUAUUUCAACUAGCAAUCAAAUACAUCUCGUUUAUGACUCUAAAAAUCUUCGCUAUAGUAGUUUAUUGUCAACUGAUGGGAAUAAACUAUCUAUUGACGAAUCCGAAAGUAUUUGUGCGUAA
Adineta steineri is the source of this 615-nucleotide messenger RNA. Lineage: Eukaryota; Metazoa; Rotifera; Eurotatoria; Adinetida; Adinetidae. The record is from the annotation of a GenBank genome assembly.